UGGAAGGUUUGGAAGCACGGUGUCCCUCAAUCUACCUCUACAUCAACCCUACUGCUACGUCUACGGAGGCAAUAAUGGGAUCGAAAGGUUCUGAUGCAAGCUACAUGAAGGCUAUUAAGCAAUUUAAUGGCAUUGACUUUCCUUUAUGGAAGAAGAUGAUAGAAGGCAUUCUCGAGUUUCUGAAGCUUGAUUAUGUGCUCUAUACAGUCAGGUCAUUUCCUCCUACUUCUGGCAUUGAGGACUAUGAUGAGAAGAUGUAUGAGUAUCACUUCAAAUUAGAGCAAUGGGAGAAGGAUAAUAAGCUUGCCAAAAGAAUCAUUAAGCAUUCAAUCUCUGAUGGCAUAAGGGGAGUUUUUGAUGAUGAGGAGGACAAGACUGCUUGUGGUUUUCUCUAUUUAAUUGAGAUGAGUCAUAGGCAAGUCUGCAUAAGUUACCUCAUCAAUAGAUUAACCACUUCACGUUAUAAUGGGCAUGGUGGAUUGGCAAAUCACAUACAUCAUAUGUUGGACAUAGCUUAUGAGAUUAAGGUUCUUGGAAUUAAUCUCUCCGACUCAUGUGUGGAGCAUUAUAUUAAUCAAUCUAUAAGAGAUCCAUGAGAUCGGGGGAGUUUUUUUUUCUUAGAAUUAGUUGAUAGAAAUAAGUUGAAGUUUAUAUAGUAGAGAGCUUCAUUUAGAAUUAGUUAGUAGAUUCAACAUUAAGUUUGAUGAUAUCAAU
This is a messenger RNA of Panicum virgatum (switchgrass), 714 nucleotides long. RefSeq lists its product as uncharacterized. The coding region runs from base 75 to 596 and encodes 173 amino acids. The transcript has 2 exons. The record is from RefSeq and is a predicted model, not a curated record. Lineage: Eukaryota; Viridiplantae; Streptophyta; Magnoliopsida; Poales; Poaceae.